Aspergillus melleus is the source of this 1419-nucleotide messenger RNA. It is a transcript of the gene STE3, whose product is annotated as pheromone receptor. The record is from RefSeq and is a predicted model, not a curated record. Gene Ontology annotation, biological process: G protein-coupled receptor signaling pathway. NCBI's taxonomy places the organism in Eukaryota, Fungi, Ascomycota, Eurotiomycetes, Eurotiales, Aspergillaceae. Gene Ontology annotation, molecular function: mating-type factor pheromone receptor activity. The coding region runs from base 1 to 1419 and encodes 472 amino acids. Gene Ontology annotation, cellular component: membrane. The transcript has 3 exons.
AUGGAUUCAGAGUCGGCACCUCGUUAUCACAACGCAACUAAUGCAGUGAUCGUUCCUAUUCUCUCUAUCUUGUCCAUCCUUGUCAGCCUGGUUCCGGUGGCUCUGCACUGGAAGAACCGGAACUUUCCUGCGACGUGUCUCAUUGCUUGGUUCUUGGUUCUUAAUUUCUUCAACAUCACCAAUGCAAUCAUUUGGCCCAAUGACGAUGUGGAUUCCUGGUUCAGCGGCGUGGGUCUUUGCGAUGUCGAAGUCAAGAUCAUGAUUGCUAGUUACGUCGGCGUGCCGGGCGAUCUGCUGGGCAUAUUUCGUGGCUUGGCCAGUGUGCUGGACACCAGUCGUGCAAGUCUCGUCCCCAGCAAGAAGCAGCGUUGGCAGAAUCAUUUCAUGGAUAUCCUGUUCUGUGUUAUCGUUCCAAUUGUUGCCAUGAUCACUCAGAUCGUCUACCAGGCGAACCGAUACAUGCUGUUCGCCAUCUCGGGGUGCGUCAACAGCUUCGACGAAAGCUGGGUGAGCUUCGUUAUGUCUUUCAUAUGGCCUCCAAUAAUCUGCGUGAUCGCUGGUUACUAUUGCGGGCUGGUCCUGUAUCGCCUCCAUAAGUAUCGCAGCCAGUUUGGAGACAUACUCCAGUCUUCCAAUAGCAACAUCAACAAAUCCAGAUUCCUUCGGCUUUUCCUACUGGCCUUUACCAUGUUCAUCGCCAUCCUACCGACCCAGGCUUUCGUUGUAUGGAAGAACGUGACGCUGUCGCUACCGUGGCAUUCGUAUUCAUGGAGCACCCUUCACGGACCCAAGUGGCAUGAGAUUAUCAAGGUCCCAACGAACGGGGAGGUCUUCUUUGAUCGGUGGAUACCAAUAGCAUCGGGGUUCAUGUUCUUCAUCUUCUUUGGGUGUGGUAAAGACGCCUCGAAGAUGUAUACCUCAAUCGCCCGCUACUCUGGUUUGGACUGUUGUCUCGUCGGCGGACAAGCAUCUCCGAUAGGAACCACUUCGUCAACCGGCGUGGGGUCUAUGAAUAGCCGGGUCAAGCUUUUAUUUCGUAAGAAGAGCUCAUCUGCCACAAGUGUACAUGCGAGCAACCUUGCUUCGGCAAACCUUGCUUCGGCAAACCUUGCUUCGGCAAAUCCCACCGAUCACAGCUAUGUGGAUCUCGAGAAUAGCACAACGACACCUAAGACGCACAGAGACAUGCACAAGGAAUCGUGGAUCAGGCGUUUGUCUCCAUUUCCCCGUCGUCGCUCCCCUCGCUGUGGCGAAACGGUGUCGCUUCACAACCUGACCGGUCCGUCCAACACGGUUGCUACCAAUGCUUGGGCCGGCGCAAAUACCAGUCGCGGCAGCAACGAGUAUGAUACUUCUACCAGAAAAGAUUUCAUUCGGGUAAAGCAGGUCAUCAGCCAAGAGAGCGAGAAGAAUGUGUGA